GGGAGUGGGCAGGCUUGGAUGUGAUCAUCAUCCGCUACUUUGGAUCUACAGGCCCGAAACGUUCGGGAGGCUGUGGCGGUGUUUUGGGGACCAGGAACCGGACCAGGCCGGGUUGGUACUUUGAUUCUGUCCACAGCGGAGUACAACUUGACUCAGAUCUCGGUCACGCUUCAGUGUCACCAUGGGUUCCUCCACCACAUCUGCCGCUCUGUUGUGUCUGCUGGCGGGGGCUGUGGCAGCCAUUCAGACCCCCCAGACAAUGUUUUUGGAUAAGCAGCAGGCGAGCUUAGUGAUCUCCCGUCAGAAGAGGAACGUCGGCGGCAGUAACCCUUCCCGGGCUUCCAGCCUGGAGCAGGCUUGCAUGGAGAGGGUGUGCACCUACGAGGAAGCCAGAAGGUUCUUCCAGGACUCGUACCGCACGGAUAUCUUCUGGUCUGUCUAUGUUGAUGGAGACCAGUGUGCAGAUAAACCUUGCAAAAAUGGAGCCCUGUGUUCGGACAGCGUGGGAGGCUACGACUGCGUCUGCAAGUCAGGUUUCACGGGGGUCCACUGUGAAAAAGACGAGACGCUGUGCACCCUGGAAAAGAACAAGGGCUGCUCCCAAUUCUGUAAACCAGGCUACACAGCCUACCAGUGUUCCUGCGCCCGUGGAUGGAAACUCAGCCAGACAGACAGGAAUAAGUGUGAACCUGCAGUCAGAUACCCCUGUGGUAAAGUGAACAGUCUGAGUCGGUGGGAAGACAGACAGUCCAGCAAUGCCCGCGGCAACUUUGAGGGACUUAGCUGCUCUCCUACAGAGUGUCCUUGGCAGGCUCUUCUCAAGAGUACAGAGUCUGCAGGUUUCUGCAGCGGUGUCAUUCUGAAGGAGAACCUGGUCUUGACUUCGGCUCAGUGUGCCAACAAAUACAACUCCUUCCAAGUGGUUGUUGGCAAGCGCGGCACCAACCCUGAAGAUGGAGAGCAGACGCUAUAUGUAAAAUUAGUUCACGUCCACCCACGCUAUGUGGAGGAUCGUCCUGAAAAUGACCUGGCCGUUAUUGAGCUCCGUGACCGCAUCAUCUUUAAGAAGGAGGUGAUUGCUGCUUGCCUGCCAGAAAGAGACUUUGCUGAGAGCGUCUUGAUGACAGGAGAGCUCCCCGCAGUGGUCACUGGCUGGAAAGAAUCCCAACAGGUGUCUGCUUUCCAGGGCCCGCUCAUGCUUAACCAUCUAGCGUACAACCGGCUGCCUCAGUGUCUGGAGACUCACUCCAAUCUGAUGACCAAUAAAAUGGGCUGCACUGCUCCUCGGACAAAUGCUGACUGCACCAUGAGCUCUGGCAGCCCCUUACUCACCCUGUACAGGGAGGUGUUCUUUCUCACUGGGGUGGUGAGCCAGCCCCCAGGCGCAGAGUGUAGCAAAGGCUACAUCUUCCAGAAAGUGUCUCGCUACCUAGGCUGGCUGCAGCCGCUCAUGGGCACCCGUUAGGUGGGGUAGUCAGGGAGAACAUGAAGGUUAUUGAUUACUGAUUUAGGAUGAUGCAGGUGAAUAUAUAUAUAAUAAGAAAAAAAAGGGAAUCAGAUAAUUAUUUCCAUGUGUGCUCUCCUAGUUCAUUAGUUUUGCCUGUCUGUCUCUUAAUAAUACCCAUCUCCAGAAGGAAAAACUAUCGUAACAACAUAGUCUUCUCAUCACUCUAUAUGGACUUCCUCAUUCAUCCACAAGGUGGCUCUCUGUUAACAUAAACAGAGAAGCACUUAACCCUAUGGGAACACCAACGGUGGGGCCAAACACAACAGCAAGAGAUGAAGUGAAUUAUUCAGCAUGGGUUUUGUGACGUGGACGUACCAUUUAAUAACCCUUAAGUGAUGUUAUUUUUAGUAAUUACUGUACUGGUUGACAUGCACCUUGUAACAUUCUUGGUAAAGCCUCUUCUAUGAAUGUAAUAAACCCCAACUCCACACCUGA
Molecule: messenger RNA, 1942 nt
Organism: Toxotes jaculatrix (banded archerfish)
Lineage: Eukaryota; Metazoa; Chordata; Actinopteri; Toxotidae
Gene: proza
Product: protein Z, vitamin K-dependent plasma glycoprotein a
Exons: 9
Coding region: 182-1465 (427 amino acids)
Biological process (GO): proteolysis; blood coagulation
Cellular component (GO): extracellular region
Molecular function (GO): calcium ion binding; serine-type endopeptidase activity
Source: RefSeq, a predicted model, not a curated record